AUGGGCUUCAACACGACCUGGAUCUGGGAGUCCCCACUCCUCCUGGCGGCCAAGGAGAACGAUGUCCAGGUGCUGACCAAGCUGAUCAAGUACGAGGCCUGUGAGCUGCACCAGAGGGUUAUUGCGCAUCGCAAAAGCCAGCAGCUGUGCAUUGUGGGCGCCUGCCAGAUGUACAACCUGCUGCUGUCCCAUGAUGGGCGUGGGGGCGACCCCCUGCAGUCCCUGGACCUUGUGCCCAACCACCAGGGCCUCACCCCCUUCAAGCUGGCCGGGGUGGAGGGCAACACAGUGAUGUUCCAGCACCUGGUGCAGCGACGGAAGCACAUCCAGUGGACGUACGGACCGCUGACCUCCACCCUCUACGACCUCACCGAGAUCGACUCCUGCGGGGAGGAGCUGUCCCUGCUGGAGCUCAUUGUCACCACCAAGAAGCGGGAGGCGCGUCAGAUCCUGGACCAGACACCUGUGAAGGAGCUGGUCAGCCUCAAAUGGAGGCGGUAUGGGCGGCCGUACUUCUGUGUGCUGGGCACCAUCUACCUGCUCUACAUCAUCUGCUUCACAAUGUGCUGCGUCUACCGGCCGCUCAAGCCCAGGAUCAGCAACCGCACGGGCCCCCGAGACAACAUGCUCCUGCAGCAGAAGGCACUAGUCACCUACGCCUGCCUGGUGCUGGUCAUCCUGGUCAUGAGGCUCACCAACACCAACGGGGAGGUGGUGCCCAUGUCCUUCGCCCUGGUGCUGGGCUGGUGCAACGUCAUGUACUUCGCCCGAGGGUUCCAGAUGCUGGGCCCCUUCACCAUCAUGAUCCAGAAGAUGAUCUUUGGAGACCUGAUGCGUUUCUGCUGGCUGAUGGUUGUGGUCAUCCUGGGCUUUGCCUCAGCCUUCUACAUCCUCUUCCAGGCCGAGGACCCCCAUGAGCUGGGCCAUUUCUACAACUACCCCAUGGCUCUGUUCAGCACCUUUGAGCUCUUCCUCACUGUCAUCGAUGGCCCUGCCAACUACGACGUGGACCUGCCCUUCAUGUUCAGCGUCACCUAUGCCGCCUUUGCCAUCAUCGCCGCACUGCUCAUGCUCAACCUCCUCAUCGCCAUGAUGGGUGACACCCACUGGCGGGUGGCCCACGAGCGGGAUGAGCUCUGGAGACUUCAGGUCGUGGACACCACUGUGAUGUUGGAGCGCAAGCUGCCUCGCUGCCUGUGGCCUCGUGCAGGCAUCUGUGGCCGAGAGUAUGGUUUGGGGGACCACUGGUACCUGCGGGUGGAAGAAAGGCAGGACCUUAAUCGGCAGCGCGCACAGCGCUACGCGCAAGCCUUCCAGAGCCUGGGCUCGGACAGCUUGGAGGACCCCUCUGCGCAGAAGCUGCACCUGUACUGCACCCCCAGCCAGCACCUGCCCCUGCCCCUGCCCACACCGUCCGUGUCUCGGAGCACUUCCCGUAGCAGCACCAACUGGGAGAGGCUGCGGCAGGGGGGCUGGCGCCGGGAACUGCGGGGCGAGAUCAACAGGGCCCUGCAGGAGGACGGCGACCGCUGGGAAUUCCAGAUCUGAGCACCGGCCGCCUCCAGGAGCGGUGGACACCAGAGCACAGCCUGUCAGGGCUGGGUGAAGGGCCUAGGUGGAGAUCCCGAGUGGGACUCAGAGACCCUACGAGCCAGGCCAGCAGGAGCUCUGCUCGGGGCACAGAGGACCACUUUGGGGCUCUGGACGCACCCACACAGCUGGGCAACCGAAGGCAUCAGUGUGCUGCCAGCCCCUUCCAAGGGACCACUGCACUGUCAGCCAAGCACUUUAGGGGCAGCUGCCAGUCGAGUCCAGCCCCCACCCUGCAUGGUAAGUGGGAGGCACAGCCCUCCCGUGGUGCUGCAGACCGCAGGGCACUGGUCUGUGGACUUGGGUCUGAGGAAGACAGGUGCUGUUCCAGGCAGUGGGGGCCACUCACCCCACCUUCCAAUAAAGUCACUCCUGUUCUUGUCUGGCCCUGAGCUC
Messenger RNA from Echinops telfairi (small Madagascar hedgehog), 1986 nucleotides. Its product is annotated as transient receptor potential cation channel subfamily V member 6. The transcript is spliced from 10 exons. The record is from RefSeq and is a predicted model, not a curated record. Gene Ontology annotation, biological process: calcium ion import across plasma membrane. NCBI's taxonomy places the organism in Eukaryota, Metazoa, Chordata, Mammalia, Afrosoricida, Tenrecidae. Gene Ontology annotation, molecular function: calcium channel activity. Bases 1 to 1548 code for a protein of 515 amino acids. Gene Ontology annotation, cellular component: membrane.